Molecule: messenger RNA, 2094 nt
Organism: Punica granatum (pomegranate)
Lineage: Eukaryota; Viridiplantae; Streptophyta; Magnoliopsida; Myrtales; Lythraceae
Source: RefSeq, a predicted model, not a curated record
AUUGAUAGUUUACUCUAUUGCAAAAACGCCCAAACCUAAAAUCUCUGAAAAGAAGGAUCGUCUCUCUCCUCCCUGCUCCCUCCCUCUCCCCGACUUCGGGCCUUCGGCGCCUGCUCUUCUUCACUUACACGGGGACGCCGUCAUUGCCACGGCCGAACCGCCUAGAUAAGAGAAUUUCUCUCCGCCCUCGCUGCCACGGCCGAACUACCACCAUAGCAGCACCGACGCCAUCGCCACUCCAGCAGCUGCCGCUAUCGCCGGCGCAAGAGGAUUCGCGAGAGAACCACAGCACGAGAGACAUUUAUAGUCCUACCUCAUUCCCGAGCUGACAAAAUGGAGCAAGAAGAAUCCCAGCUGGACCAGAACUUCCCGCUCUUUUUCAAACCCAGCCUCAAAAAACCUAGGCCCCUGCCCUCAUCCACCCAUACCUUGGAUGCAACAGCGAGAAAGGAGAUAGAGAAGGUCAAAGACGUGAACUUGAGCAACAAUUCUUCCACCAAAGCCACAUUUGGGGAUCUGGGCCUUGCUGAAUGGGCCGCGCAAACCUGCAAGGAGCUGGGAAUGAGCCAACCUACUCCUGUACAGUCCCACUGCAUCCCCAAGAUACUAGCUGGUCGCGACGUCUUAGGCUUGGCCCAAACAGGCUCUGGUAAAACUGCCGCAUUUGCUCUGCCCAUUCUCCAUCGCUUGGCUGAGGACCCUUAUGGUGUGUUUGCCCUUGUUAUCACCCCCACCAGGGAAUUGGCAUAUCAACUGGCAGAGCAGUUCAGGGCCCUGGGAUCAAGUUUGCAUCUAAGAUGCACCGUGGUCGUUGGAGGAAUGGAUAUGCUGAACCAGGCCCAGACUUUGAUGUUGAGGCCUCAUGUUGUCAUCUCGACACCUGGCCGAAUCAAGGUCCUCCUGGAAGACAAUCCUGAUAUCCCGCCUGUUUUCUCCAAUACAAAGUUCCUUGUUUUGGAUGAAGCGGAUCGAGUUUUAGAUGUUGGCUUCGAAGAGGAACUUAGGGUAGUCUUUCAGUGCUUGCCAAAGAAAAGGCAGACCUUACUAUUCUCCGCAACAAUGACAAGUGAGCUGCAGACAUUGCUCGAGCUUUCCCAGAAUAAAGCAUACUUCUAUGAGGCUUAUGAAGGUUUCAGGACUGUUGAUACUCUUAAGCAACAGUAUGUUUUCAUCCCUCAGAAUGUCAAGGAAGUGUAUUUGUUUCAUUUAUUAUCCAAGAUGGGAGAAAUGGGUAUUCGCUCUGCCAUCAUAUUCGUCUCUACAUGCAGAACUUGCCACCUUUUAAGUUCAUUACUUGAAGAGCUUGAUCAAGAGGCUGCUGCAUUGCAUUCUUUUAAAUCCCAAAGUUUGAGGCUUGCAGCACUUCAUCGGUUCAAAUCUGGCCAAGCUCCCAUAUUGCUGGCCACAGAUGUUGGAAGUCGUGGUCUGGACAUUCCUACAGUUGAUCUCGUGAUCAACUAUGACAUUCCAAGGUAUCCAAGAGAUUAUGUUCAUCGUGUGGGCCGUACAGCAAGAGCAGGCAGAGGGGGUCUGGCGAUUAGCUUCAUAACACAGGGUGACAUUGAGUUAAUUCAUGAAAUAGAAGCUGAUAUUGGGAAACAACUUGAAAAGUUCGAAUGUAAAGAGAAUGAGGUCCUUUCAGAGAUUACGAAGGUUUACAAGGCCAAACGGGUGGCAACGACGAAGAUGAUGGAUGAUGGAUUUGAGGAAAGAGUAAAGGAACGGAAAAAGAAGAAGCUCAAGACUCUACGCAAGAAAGGUGUGUUGAAGCAAAGAAGUAGGAAGAGAAAAACAAGCGAAGAAGCAACUGAUUAACAGAGGGUCUUCUCAAGCUGCAUUUACUUCAUUGGGCAGCUUACGGUUGUAGCAUGUUGAGGCAGCAGUGUACUUAUUCACUUAGGUGUAGGGAGCUGCAUUUUUUUGGGCAGCUCGUUUAAAAUGGUUGGCCAUCCGUACUUAUUGCUUCAGUAUAGGGUGUUCAUGUCGGAAAAUCCUUUUACUUGUUGCGUGGUUUGUAACGAAAAGUGCACGGCGCUGAGCAACUUGUGGUAUUAUUUUGCCAAUGCAGACUUCCAAAUUUCAGCCUAGAGUUUA